CACAUUAUCAUAACCCAGUAGCCAAAUACAUUUCUUUUCGAUUUUCUUCUUUGUUCCACCAAUCAGGUAAAAGAAACGAACCUUUUGUACACAAGAAAAUGGAAAUGUAUGAGACAAGAGAAAGUAUUUGCUCUUAUAAUAUUAGUUGAACGCUUGUAUAUAUUAGAAAGGGAGCUAAUUUUUCCCGUAAAAGUUCUCUGCAGUUUGCGCUAUUACAUAUUAUAUGCAAAGAACAUCGAUUUCUUGCACCUGUUAUUGGUGUUUAACUCCUUGGUGAGAGAUAUAAAACUUCAGUGCAUCUUUUAGAGAUUGUGAUCUAUUGUCUGGUUCUCAACGACCAAACAUAUGGAACUGUUUAUUUUCCCUGAUCAUGUACGCUUUGGUACCGUUCCCGGAUAGAGGAUAGAGAAAUAAACGGAGGAGGUAUGAAAGCGAGAACAGAGAUAUAUACAUUGUACAGAGGAGUCUAAUUGUAUUAAACACUUGCAGGGUAGGAUCACUUUUUAUCACACAUUAGGAUUUGAGAUAUAUAUUACAAGACACCAAAGGAAUUAAUCAAUGAUGUUAAGUAGAUGAACCAAACAAGAAACAAGUGUAUUGAUAUGAUGCAAGGUGUCUGCUUCAGGAAGAGAUUUCGUGGAAGUGAGGGAGCAUCGAAUUCUCAUUUGCAAAAACCAGAUAAAGUAAACUCGGUGUGUUGAUCUGUGAUGAGGUACGCAGGGGGAAGCAAAGCCGCGACAUGUAUAGACGAGCAUCUCUAGUUCUUGUAAUCGACCGAAUUUUUUUAUUCCUGAUUCUUAAUACACAAUUCUCCGGACCCAUCAUACAUUUUUAUGCAUUACAUCAUUGACCGGACAUGCAAUCCACAGUUAAGAUUGAUGUAUUUUUUAAAUUCAGAUACACAAAGUAAGAGAGAGAUAAGAGAGAUUACGAAUCUAAACUUAUUAGCUUCCUUACACCCUUCAAGACCAUCCACGCAAGGUUUACUGAUCAGUACAUGAGUUUCAGGUUUAGGAAAGCCAACCCAACUGGCUUACACUUAAUUUGCCUUUUGAUUGAUCCAUCCAUUUGCUUGUUAUUCUUACCAAUACUUUGUUUAGAUAUGUUCAUUGCCAUGUUGGUUGUUUCAUCCCCUGCAAAUAAAUUAUACAUUAGUUGACUAAUCCACACUUCUUGACAUUUUCUUUAGAUUUUUUGUUAUUGUGCUUUACUGUGUCUAACUAUGAUGUAAAAUAACGGAUUCAAACAAUCAAAAGUAAGAACAAUUCCAAGAAGUAAAAACGUUCUUGGUCAAAAUCUUCUUGAGUAGACAUCGAUAAGAACAUUGUCCAAGUAUUUUACAUUUCUUUAUUUGUUGCUUGAAUUAACAAAUGAGACUUCUUUUCCUGUUUGGAAUGAAAAAUUAAAGAAUAUCAGUUCUUGUGGUACUAAUUCUGGCAGCCUUAUUUUACACCAUCAUCUUUUAUACAAAAAGGGUAAGGUCGCCCAUAAGUUAUGGGCCAUAACUAUGUCAUAUGCAUAGUUACCACAUAUACUAAGCAAGUGUGUUGGGUUUAGUUGCAUGUAAUUAACUCAAAAUAGAACUGGUCAAAUAUAACAACAGUAGAGUACCUUUCCGCUAAAAUUACUUCAAACAUGUAAUUUACAAUAUUAAGAAAAUAAAAAAUAUUUUAUUUGUUUUCUCAAUGUCAUAUUAGACUUUUUCUGAUUCCUAUAGAACAAAGGAAUAAGCAUGGUGCAUACCAAGUAAAAUUCUGAACCUAAACAGUUACCCAUUUCUCCGGUCAAAACGCUUGCUUACGUGCACCCACCCUCAAGAGCAGCAAAGCAAGCUUGACAGAGCAUGGAAACCUGAGUUUAUGGUCAAAGGAAGAUGUCUUUGCACCAUCUAUUCGCUUGUUGUAGUUACCAACUGCACUUCGUUGAGAUAUGUUCAUUUCCCUGUUUAUUGUUGCUCCAUUCUUUGCAAAAUAAACUAUAAUUUAGUUGACUAAGACACACAGCUUGACAUAUUCUUUAGAUUUUGUGUGUCUGCUCUUUGUUGUUCUACAUUUGAUGUAAAAUAAGAGAUUCAAACAAUCAAAAGUUAGAACAGUUCCAAGAAGUAGAGCAGAAUCAUUCUUGGUCAAACUCUUCUUGAGCAGUCAUCUCUAUAAAUGUUUGGGAGUUCUCGAUAUUAGUUCCAAUUACAUUUCAUCUCUUUCUCUUUCUUUGUGGCUUGAGAUUUGAAAUGGGACUCCUUUUUAUGCUUGGAAUGAAGAAUUACAGAAUUUUUGUGGUGCUAACUCUGCUAAUAAUUCUCAAUGGGCAGAGCAGUCUCGAGGCAAGAGCUGGUGCGGACAGAAAGGUUCAUAUAGUGUAUUUGGGUGAGAAGCAGCAUGAUGAUCCUGAGUUUGUCACAGAUUCUCAUCAUCAGAUGUUGUGGUCUCUUCUUGGAAGUAAAGAGGAUGCUCAUGAUUCUAUGGUGUACAGUUACCGACAUGGCUUCUCAGGUUUUGCAGCCAAGCUUACCAAAUCUCAAGCCAAACAAAUAGCAGAUUUACCUGAGGUGGUUCACGUCACACCUGAUAGUUUCUACGAACUGACAACAACUCGUACGUGGGACUACUUAGGACUUUCAGCCGCCACUCCGAAAAAUCUUCUAAAUGACAGUAAUAUGGGUGAAGAAGUUAUCAUUGGCGUUGUGGACACAGGAGUAUGGCCAGAAUCUGAAGUCUUUAACGACAAUGGUAUUGGACCGGUGCCAAAACACUGGAAAGGAGGCUGUGAAUCAGGAGAGGAUUUCAACUCCUCUCACUGCAACAAAAAGCUCAUAGGAGCCAAAUAUUUCAUCAAUGGGUUUCUUGCGGAGAACGAAAGCUUCAACGAGACAGAAUCACCAGACUUUAUUUCCCCUAGAGACUAUGAUGGUCAUGGCACGCAUGUCGCUACCAUAGCUGGUGGUUCGGUCUUGCCUGGCAUAAGCUACAAGGGCCUUGCCGGAGGGACGGUGAGAGGCGGGGCCCCUCGUGCUCGAAUAGCAAUGUACAAGGCUUGUUGGGACGAUUCUGGUUGUUAUUCAGCUGACAUCUUGAAAGCUAUGGAUGAAGCUAUACAUGAUGGUGUUGAUGUUUUGUCCCUGUCUCUUGGCUAUCGAGUUCCUUACUUCCCAGAAACUGAUGUUCGAGAUGCGAUAGCUACAGGGGCAUUCCAUGCCGUUUUAAAGGGUAUCACAGUUGUUUGUUCAGGUGGUAACUCUGGCCCAGCUGCUCAGACUGUGGGAAACGCGGCUCCUUGGAUCUUGACAGUGGCUGCAACUACUUUAGACCGGUCCUUCCCCACACCUCUUACACUUGGGAACAAUAAAGUCAUAUUGGGUCAAGCAAUGUACACAGGUCCAGAACUGGGUUUCACUAGCUUGGUUUACCCAGAGAAUCCAGGGAACAGCAAUGAAAGUUUCUAUGGUACAUGUGAGCUUCUUCUCUUCAACUCUAAUAGUACAAUGGAGGGGAAAGUUGUGUUGUGCUUCACAUCAUCGAAACGUUCCGGGGCUGUAUCAAGCGCUGCACGUUAUGUGAAGAAUGCUGGUGGUGUUGGAGUUAUUAUCGCAAGAAACCCAGGAGACACUCUCUCCCCAUGUCUAGAUGAUUUCCCUUGUGUUGCUGUUGACUACGAGCUGGGGACAAAUAUACUUCUCUACAUACGUUCCACUGGAUCGCCUGUUGUGAAGAUACAACCUUCUAAAACACUCAUUGGACAACCCGUUGGUACGAAGGUGGCUGAGUUCUCAUCAAGAGGACCUAAUUCAAUUGCCCCUGCGAUCCUUAAACCAGAUAUAGCAGCACCAGGAGUGAGCAUACUAGCAGCUACAAACACUAACACCACUUUCAACGACCAAGGAUUCAUUAUGCUCUCAGGAACAUCAAUGGCGGCUCCUGCCAUUUCAGGAGUUGUUGCACUUCUCAAAGCUACACACCGUGAUUGGUCUCCUGCUGCCAUUAGAUCAGCCAUUGUCACUACAGCUUGGAGAACAGAUCCAUCUGGAGAGCGGAUUUUUGCAGAAGGGUCACCCCGGAAGCUAGCUGAUCCGUUCGACUAUGGAGGAGGUCUUGUGAAUCCAGAGAAAGCAGCAAAACCAGGUCUUGUAUAUGACUUGGGCCUCGAAGACUAUGUUCUCUACAUGUGCACUGUUGGUUAUAACGAGUCAUCAAUCUCUCAGCUUGUGGGUAAAGGAACAAUCUGCUCGAAUCCCAUACCUUCCGUACUUGAUUUCAACUUGCCUUCUAUCACGGUCCCAAACCUCAAAGAAGAAGUUACACUCACCAGAACCCUCACCAAUGUUGGACCAGUCGACUCAGUCUAUAAAGUAGCUGUUGAGCCACCAUUUGGAGUUCAAGUGACUGUGACACCAGAAACGCUAGUGUUCAACUCAACCAACAAAAAGGUCUCUUUCCAAGUGAGAGUCUCGGCCACACACAAAACCAACACAGGAUAUUACUUUGGAAGCUUGACUUGGAGUGACUAUGUGCACAACGUUACAAUUCCUUUGUCUGUGAGAACCCAGAUUCUGCAAAAUUACUAUGAUGAGAACUGAACUUCUCUCUAGUAACUAUUAUUCUUGUGAUUGUACUGACAUUAUGCUUUGUAUACUUGUAUGUGUCCAACUAUUUAUGUAAUGCUGAAUAAUAACUUCGUAAUUUAACCGGGGGAUAUACAGGGUCACCGGCAAAAAACAAAGUUGAAUAAUUAAUAACGAUGGAAGUUUCUGCUCUGUUCUCUAAUCCCCAGUUUUUAUAAAAAAAAA
Molecule: messenger RNA, 4783 nt
Organism: Brassica napus (rape)
Lineage: Eukaryota; Viridiplantae; Streptophyta; Magnoliopsida; Brassicales; Brassicaceae
Product: subtilisin-like protease SBT3.8
Exons: 10
Coding region: 2231-4573 (780 amino acids)
Biological process (GO): proteolysis
Molecular function (GO): serine-type endopeptidase activity
Source: RefSeq, a predicted model, not a curated record